Opisthorchis viverrini is the source of this 444-nucleotide messenger RNA. RefSeq lists its product as hypothetical. The record is from RefSeq and is a predicted model, not a curated record. Lineage: Eukaryota; Metazoa; Platyhelminthes; Trematoda; Opisthorchiida; Opisthorchiidae. Bases 1 to 444 code for a protein of 147 amino acids. The transcript is spliced from 4 exons.
AUGUUUUCUUCUGUAACCGAAUUCACCGCAUGCCUAAAGGCUCGGGACACCGUUCUCGAACACUUUGCCCAACUCUAUGGGAUGAACAAAUUGCCUUUUUUUGUCUUCAAAAUAAAAGCUUUUCAGGGAGAGAUGGAGGAAGAGCGAAAGCGGAAACUGAGAGAAAAUAUCAAGUAUGUCAUGGACAAUCCGCAUUUUGGUAGAUUGGAGAAGAAGGGGGUUCGCUCUCGAAGACCCAUGUUAGGACUGACCGCUUCGUUUGCCAUGUGUUAUGCCCAGUUGCAGCUCGGCUCGUCCAAAUUCACAACGGAAUUUGAGCGCCUAGAAGAUUAUUUCCUACUUACUUCGCUCAUUAUUCGUACGCGGAGACAAGCUUUUGCACCCACACUGGAGUCCCUAUAUAUUGAUGCGUGCUCUCUGUUUGGAAAAGAUCAAGUUCGGUAG